This is a messenger RNA of Effrenium voratum, 1474 nucleotides long. The record is from the annotation of a GenBank genome assembly. NCBI's taxonomy places the organism in Eukaryota, Dinophyceae, Suessiales, Symbiodiniaceae.
AGAUCUUCCCAGCGGCUCAACUCCGGGCUGCGGCGCUCCGGCGCUCCGGCGCGAAGGGAUGCCGCAGGCCUUGCCCUUCAGCGCGCGGAAGUCCCUGGCGCUCAAGACAGCGGUCGCGCGACCACACGUCCAGAAGUCGUUGGUCCAGGAGUCCGUGAAGUUCGAGCGCCGCACGAGGGAAAAUGAGUCCCAUGAUGACAGUUGGAAAACCGGCGAGAACAUGUUCGGCAAUGCCAAGCGCGAUCACGAUCGCUGGGCGCAUCGGGUGGACUCAGGUACCAGGGAAUCCUUCGACAAUGAUGGCGAGUCUCGGCUUCAGAAGCUCUACCUGGAGCGUCAGCCCUUUCCAGCAACGGGGGCCUUCAUGGGCAAAUGCUGGCGGAACCCCAUUACUGCGAAGCUGAUGCUGAAGAAGGUCAGUACAGACAACAACUUUCAGAUUAUCGACUUGUUCACCAGGAGUCGGGUUGCUGGAACUCCCCAGGAGCUGGCCAGGGAUCCGUACCUGUACAAGCCGGUGAUCCUGACUCUGCGGACCUGGAUUUACCAUGACUUUUUUAGGCAGAAGAAGUUGGUGGCCUCCGCAGAUGAGAAUGGCAUGGUGAAGUGGGUGCUCAAUAUUCCUUGCGUGGAUGCGCCCAUCAACUCGGGCCAAAGAUCAUCCGUUCUGUUCUACAUGCCCAUGGUGCUUUUCACGGCUUUCACAAAAGAUGCGGCCACUGUCGCCACCUCCCUGAUGGCACUCAUCGCCCUGGGGGUUCUAGCUGCCAUGUGCAACUCUGCGCAACUUUACAGCCGGGUGCGACUGUACAGCAUCCCCAUGCGUCUUUGUCACUUGGGAGUUGUGAUCCUCACGGUUGCUCAGAGUACUUUGGACACCAUGGCGGUCAUUGGUUACCUCCUGACCUUUUUGUUCAUCAUUCUCGAUGUCGCGAACGGCGAUCUAGCAAUGCUCACCAGCUACAGGUUUUGGUGCCACUAUGCCAUCAUCCGAGAAUUGCCCAUGCGCUGCUUCGUGUGCCGAAGAGAGGGCGCUGCGCACCUCGAGGAGCUGCUUGGCGAGCGGGCGGCGAUACCCACCACAGUGCAUGGCCUCUCGACAUGGCUAAAGGAGUACUCCUUCGUGGUAGAACUUUGUGGCGCCCUGUGUCAGCUGGAGCGCAUCUCGUUGAAGGAGUGGCAAGCCCUGCUGGAGGAACAGCACAAUGGCAAGCCGAAAUGCAAGUACGUCACCUUCGGCCUUUUCGACAAGAAGACGCCUUCCAUGUGGCACUUUUGCGAAGACUUCGAGGUGCCAAAGGUCGGGGACGCUGAAGUGCAGGUGAAGUCAGGGCCAGGCGGCAAACCUCCCGAACGGCAGGAGACAAGCCCAUGAACGUACAAGACUACUAAUUCACGGAGAAGGUGUGCUGAGCACUGCUCAGCAUUCCCGAAUGAGCUGUCAUCGCACUCACACAUCCCAAAUAAAAGUGAC